UACAGUUGCAUACAAAUAAUUAGAACAGCACUUGAAACACACACUAAUUUCACGCAGAGGGGGAGAGAUACCACUUCGAUCAGGUCCGAUCCGAAAUGAGCGGGAGCGAAGGCAGCUCCGACCAUUCGGCCGCCGGGGAAGCUCCUGCGGCCGGGACGGCGGCCGUGGGAACCGUUGAGAAGAAGAAGGAAAAGGCCAGAGUAAGUCGAACCUCGAUGAUACUUUGGCACGCUCACCAGAACGACGCCGCUGCGGUCCGGAAGCUGCUUGAGGAAGAUCGGACUUUGGUACAAGCUAAGGAUUACGAUAACAGGUCUCCGCUCCACGUUGCAGCUCUUCACGGUUGGAUCGAUGUUGCAAAGACUUUAAUCGAGUAUGGUGCUGAUGUGAACGCUCAAGAUCGCUGGAAAAAUACGCCUCUAGCUGAUGCUGAAGGAGCAAAAAAGCAUAGCAUGAUUGAAUUGUUGAAGUCAUAUGGCGGUUUAUCUUAUGGCCAGAGUGGAAGCCAUUUUGAACCAAGGCCUGUUCCUCCGCCGCUACCAAAUAAGUGUGACUGGGAGAUUGAACCUUCUGAGUUGGACUUUAAAAAUUCAGCUACUAUAGGAAAGGGGUCCUUUGGGGAGAUACUAAAAGCCUGUUGGCGUGGAACACCUGUAGCUGUUAAACGAAUUCUUCCAAACCUCUCAGAUGAUAGAUUGGUGAUUCAGGAUUUCAGGCAUGAGGUAAACUUGCUAGUAAAACUUCGGCAUCCAAAUAUAGUUCAGUUCCUUGGAGCUGUUACUGAAAGGAAGCCAUUAAUGCUCAUUACUGAAUAUUUAAGGGGGGGUGAUCUACACCAGUACCUGAAGGAAAAAGGUGCACUUAGUCCGUCAACAGCAGUCAAUUUUGCAUUAGAUAUUGCCAGAGGCAUGGCUUAUCUUCACAAUGAACCAAAUGUCGUGAUUCACAGAGAUCUAAAGCCAAGGAAUGUUCUGCUUGUGAACUCUAGUGCAGACCAUUUAAAAGUUGGAGACUUUGGCUUAAGUAAACUCAUCAGGGUUCAAAAUUCACAUGAUGUGUACAAAAUGACCGGAGAGACCGGAAGUUAUCGGUACAUGGCUCCUGAAGUAUUCAAGCACCGAAAGUAUGAUAAGAAGGUUGAUGUGUUCUCCUUUGCUAUGAUACUAUAUGAGAUGCUUGAGGGUGACCCACCACUUUCACAUUAUGAACCGUAUGAUGCUGCUAAGUAUGUUGCAGAAGGACACAGACCUAUGUUUAGGUCAAAGGGCUUUACUCCUGAAUUGAGAGAGUUGGUUGAGCAGUGCUGGGCAGCAGAUAUGAAUCAGAGACCCUCUUUCUUGGAAAUUCUGAAGAGGCUGGAAAAAAUUAAGGAUACUCUGCCUUCGGAUCAUCACUGGCACCUCUUCACUUCAUAGCAUCCUAUCCUAAAAGAUAAUUGGAUGUGAAAAUCACAAAGUUUAUCAGCGAGCUUCCCAGUUCACCCCACACAUGCAAUCACGCAGAAAGGGUUGUGAAUAGACUUAACGAGGUUUCAGGAGUUCUGCUGUCACCAAUUCUUUUCCAUACUGUGGAUUUUGGUUUUAGGAGAUGGACAUCUUCGCUAGAUAUCUGAAUUAAUAUAGUUGCAAAUCUGAACUUGAUCCGGAAAUAUUCUAAGCUAGCUUGGUGAAAGUAACAUCUUCUAUGCUAUACUUUGGUCUGAUUUCUUAAGCCAGUGUUUGUUAUAAAUUGUGGUUGUAGAUGAUCAAAGCAUGCAUGUAGGCAUUAUUCUUGUCUCCCCCUCCUUUCUUUCAACUCUUGUGCAAAACAGAAUUGUAAUGUAAUCUGCAAAAAUAGUUUGUAAUGU
Coffea eugenioides is the source of this 1846-nucleotide messenger RNA. Its product is annotated as integrin-linked protein kinase 1. The transcript is spliced from 11 exons. The record is from RefSeq and is a predicted model, not a curated record. Gene Ontology annotation, biological process: protein phosphorylation. The coding region runs from base 96 to 1415 and encodes 439 amino acids. NCBI's taxonomy places the organism in Eukaryota, Viridiplantae, Streptophyta, Magnoliopsida, Gentianales, Rubiaceae. Gene Ontology annotation, molecular function: ATP binding; protein binding; protein kinase activity.